GUCAGACUGCAGCCACUACUUCAGGCCAGGGAUGCUCUGCGCAGAGUAAGGAAGAGGCUUUCCGUGUCGCGGGUGGUAAUUACCGUGUGGAGGACGGAGAAGUUGCUGUUCACACACACAUACACACAUACAUACACACGCACGCACACACGCACGCACACACGCGCGUGCACACGCUGCCACAUCACGCUGCUGUUUGCAAGGUAGACGAGAUGUAUUUAGCACUUUUGGUGCUUUUUCUUGCUUUGACCAAAAGCUGGAGCGCCCCACAACGUUUCUGUGAACCUGGAGACGAGGCUUUAGGGAGAUGCAGCAACAACGAAAUGGAGGAAAAACCCACCUGCACAGAGCUGAAUCUAGGCUACUGUAAUGACAUGGAUUACUCCAGGACCAUGUACCCCAACAUCCUUGGCCACAGGAGUCGUGUAGAGGCAGAGUCAGGAGCAGAGUACCUGCUCCUGAGCGUCAUCCACAGCCUGCUGAAUGGCGAAUGCUCCCCCGACAUACGCCUGGUGGGCUGCUCCUUACUCGCCCCUCGCUGCCAAGAUGACAAGACGAUCAAGCCUUGUCGCAGCACUUGUGAGGCGCUGAGGAAGGACUGUGGCCAUGCCUUUGAGGCUAUUGACAUGGCCUGGCCCUACUUCCUGGAUUGUGACCGCUUCUUUGCAAGUGUUGAAGAGGGCUGUCAUGACCCACUUGCAGUGCUGAGAGCUAGACAGGAAGACGCCUUUUCCAGUUUUUCUCAAGAUGAGCCAAGCACCAUUAUCCAGUUCAUCUACACCUCCAGCAGCCAUAUGUACAGUCUGCUGAAGAGAACGGCAGCCAAAUGCUCUCACAUCUCCCAAGUGUACAGUAUCGGACGCAGCGUUGAAGGCCGAGACCUGCUCGUCAUUGAGUUUUCUGGCAACCCUGGACAGCAUGAGCUACUGGAGCCAGAGAUCAAGCUGGUGGGCAACAUGCAUGGCAAUGAGGUGCUGGGCCGCCAGCUUCUCAUCUACCUGGCCCAGUACCUGUGUUCAGAGUACAUGCUGGGAAACGAACGGAUCCAGACCCUCAUCAACACCACCCGCAUCCACAUCCUGGCCUCCAUGAACCCCGACGGCUACGAGUUAGCCGCCUCAGAGGUAGAGGAUAACAAUGACCCGGAGCUCAGCAACCAGGAAGGUCAUUUGUUGAAUGGUUGGACCAAUGGUCGGACCAAUGCUCAGAACAUAGACCUAAACCGCAACUUUCCAGACCUCACCUCCAUCGUGUACCGAAACCGCCGCAGCAGGCACUACCGCGCCGACCACAUCCCCAUCCCCGACUCCUACUGGUUUGGCAAGGUGGCGCCAGAGACCUACGCAGCGAUGAAGUGGAUCAGGUCGCUGCCCUUUGUUAUAUCUGCUAGCCUCCAUGGAGGGGAGCUGGUGAUCUCCUACCCCUUUGACUUCUCCAGACACCCACACGAAGAAAGGAUGUUCUCACCCACACCAGAUGAACAGGCUUUCAAGCAGCUGGCUCGUACAUAUGCAGACGCCCAUGCCACCAUGGCAAACAAUGAGACAGAGAGGUGUGGAGCCUCCUUUUACCGAACCAGAGGCAUUAUCAAUGGGGCGCUCUGGUACAGCUUUGCUGGCGGUAUGUCGGACUUUAACUACCUGCACACCAACUGUCUGGAGAUUACUGUGGAGCUGGGCUGUGACAAGUUUCCCUCGGAGCCCGAGCUUUACCCAGAAUGGAAAAGAAAUAAGGAGGCCCUGCUCAGUUUUAUGGAGUCUGUCCACAGAGGAAUAAAGGGAGUGGUGAAGGAUGAGGACGGUUAUGGGAUCAAAGGCGCCACCAUCUCUGUCAAGGGCAUCAGGAAAGACGUCACCACUGCUGAAGAUGGGGACUACUGGCGACUAGUGAACCCCGGUACUCACAUCCUGACAGCCACGGCCAAGGGCUACUCCAGGGUCAGCAAACGGGUUUACCUGCCACACAACAUGGACAAGGCCGGAAGGGUUGACUUUGUCUUGAAGAAGGUCCCCGUGGAGCCAGAUAUAGACGACCACCUCUUUCCGACGGUAGACACGUGGGAGCGUUUCGAUCCCUACAACCAGUUUGACCGAUACAGCCAGUCGGAGCCGAGCGAGGGUGGCGUGGAGCGUCAGGAAAAGCCCUGGUGGUGGAAUUACUUCUCCCAGUCGGGCAUCUCACCGCCCACCUGGCUGCUGCGGAACGUCUAGACAAAGAUCGUAGAAUAUUAAAAAACAAAAACAAAACCCGUGUGAUAUUCUGGAAUGAAAGCUUUAAUGAAAGAUGUGACAUCCAGUCUAACUGAGUAGCUGCUCGUGGCGUCAUCGAUUGUAUAUGAGUUUCUAUGACAUUGAAAUCAGGCUAAUGGUGUUACCAGGUAACUUACAGCCAGUAACCAGAGUCUACUAUUGCUUUGCAGUCAAACUUUGGUCUAUUAAAUAAAAGCUACUGGAGAAUUAAUGA
Messenger RNA from Lampris incognitus (smalleye Pacific opah), 2463 nucleotides. It is a transcript of the gene cpz, whose product is annotated as carboxypeptidase Z. The record is from RefSeq and is a predicted model, not a curated record. Bases 213 to 2210 code for a protein of 665 amino acids. NCBI's taxonomy places the organism in Eukaryota, Metazoa, Chordata, Actinopteri, Lampriformes, Lampridae. Gene Ontology annotation, molecular function: zinc ion binding; metallocarboxypeptidase activity; protein binding. The transcript has 13 exons. Gene Ontology annotation, biological process: proteolysis.